AUGUUUAAUGAUCAAAAACAUCAAAACAGAAACUCAGAAAGUUAAGCUGUUAUAAAGGUGAAGACUGAAGAUCAAACGAAGUAAAAAUCCAAGAUCGUUGCGAUAUUAAAAAGCUAUGAAUCUCUAAAAGAAUGGUCAGAUUUAGGAUAGUGGUUACUUAAGUUACAAGCAAUUUUUAAAUCAUAUUAAGGCACCUAUAUCCCAAAGAAAAAAUUAUUAUGCAAAAGGUUAGCACAAUGUUUAAGUCCUAUUUGGAAUAAAGCUAUUCAUGAAAAUGCACUUACUCUUUAUGAUUUGAUAUUGCAAAUACUAUGUUCAGAUUCAGAGUAUGAUCUAAUAUAAGAUUUGCCAUUAUUUUCCCUUGGUCUAUUUCCAUUCUUUGGGUUUGCAUCCAUUUAAUGUAAGCCUAUGUUUUUAAGCAUUCUUGAAAAAUAUUACUAUCCCUUAAAGAGAGAAUUAUUACCAUGUAUGGGAGGCUUGAUAAAUUCCAUAAUUGUUGGUAUGGAGGAUACAAACGAGGAGAUGAUGAAAAAGGUAAUGUCUUCUCUUGAUUAAGCAUGUGAAAGCGUAGGAGUAAAACAAUUUUUUGGAUUACUUUGGAUAACAAUAAUUAGAUCAGUUAGAAGUAGGUUAGGAGCAUAUAAAUAUCUAAUGAAGAGAUGGACAAGAUAAUAAUAAAUUGAAUUAAAUGAAAAUGAAUUAAAAGAAGACGAUAAGAUGCCAAAUAAAAGUGCUUUGGUUAUUAAUGCUCUUUUGGCAUCUUUGGAUGAUGAAUCUUCACUAGUAAAAAGGGCAGCCUUAGAUUUUAUGACUUUGCAUUGCAAAAUUUAAGAUAAAGUCUUUUCAUAACAAGAACAAUUAAUACUGAUUGAAUAAGCCUUGCUUUUAUUUUAAAAAUAAGAUCAUGCAGUCAUAAGAAGAAUAAACAAUUGGUUAAUUGGAGAAGAAGAGCUCUCUGAAAACAAUCCCAAUAUCCUUUAUAUCUAGGAAGGAUUAAAAAGAAUAUUAAUUGAAGAAUAAGGGGAUCCCCUGAAAGUGCUAUAAAAUUGGUAUAUGCAACAUCCAGAAACUGUUCAAUUAACUCUAUUUUAAAUUGGAUAUUCUCUAGCUAAAUACAUUUAUCAUAAGACUGUCCAAUACAAAAAUGGGAAUUAAAAUGAAAAACUUGUAGAGUUAUUGAAAGGAGGGGAGAGACUUAUUGAGAGCAUAUCCAGUCAUAGUGAAUUAAUCAUAAAAUCCCUAUUUGAACAAUUAAAUAAACAUAUGAAAGAUUAAAAGCAAGAUUAGAUUAAGGAAUGUAUUCUAAUUUUUGACUUUUGUCUUAAUAAUUUAAUGAUAUAAUAAUUUUCAGAUUUAUCAAAAAUUGAAGAUCUAUAAUUGUUUUAAUAAAGAACUGAAUGUUUACAAGAAUUUAUUAUUAUAAUAAUAAAAGAGUUGAUGAAUUUGACUUGUGAAUAAGUGUUUGAAACUUCAAUAUCCUAAUUGUUAUUGGAAUAAACCGUGGAUUGCAUUAAUAAAAUAAGAAAGAGAUUAGAAAUUUUAGAAAAUGAUAAAGAGUUAUAGGCAGUUUUGGGAAGCAAUUACAAUAAAUAGGUAGAACCAUCCAAAAAUUCAAUAUUAGUGCAAUUAAAUCAAAUUGACAUUGAUAUCAUCUCUUAGUAUUGCAAUUAUUACAUUUAAAUUAAUGAAUACUCAAUUAACAAUGAAUAAGAAACAUUAUUUCCAAUUUUAUCCCUAAUUUUAUUGAGAUCAUAAUUAUAUUUAAUGAAACAAGGAAAUUAUUAAUACUAAGAAAUACCUAGUUGGAUUAAAUAACUCUUUAAAUCUUUGGAUUAAGGAACAAAUAAAAUAAAUUUAUAUUCCAUUUAAAUUUUAAUAGAACUACUUAAGUCAGCUUCACUUCAUUAAAAUAUACAAUCACUAACUGAUAUGAUAACUAAACACAGCUAUUAAGAUUUAGAACCGUUUCCAAAUAUUUUAUCCCUAUGUAUGGAUUAAACAUAGAAUCAUCAUUAGAAUAAUAAUAAUUAACAUAAUUAUAUAAAGUAAAUCUUUGAAAAAUUGUGGAUACUUUUAGAUUAAAAUUAUCAUGAUUAAAUGAUUGUCGAAUUUCUUCUGUAUAUAACUGAAAAUUUUCAACAUGUUUUUGUUUAUGUGAUAGAAUCAUCUUUAAAAUAAGGGGAUUAAAGGAGAUUUUAGAUAUAUUGCAGAAUAACAAAUACUUAUUACAAAAGACAUCCAAAUAAAAAUACUGGAGUUGGAAUCAUUCAAAUGUUAAACUUUUUGGAACAUGAAAAUCCUUUGAUUAGAUAUAAUACAAAAACAUGGUUAUCUGAAUCGGCUCCUUUCUUUUUUAGAAUAUUGGAUCCUAUUAUGUUAAGAUUAAUCAAUUUUUAAAAAGAUAUUGAAAAAAAGAAUGAAUUUUCUCUUGAUUUAGCAGUUGAUUCAAUCAAGAAAUUACAAUCCUUAUAUUCGUCGAAAGAAUGGUUUUAACCAUAUAUUGAAAAAACUAGACCAACAUUUUAUGAAGAUGAAAAUAUCAAUACGUACUACAAAUUAAUAUGUUUGACUCUAAUUCAAUUUAUAGUGGCUGAUUUUUAAAAUAAUGAAUAUACAAAAAUCAAUGCAAUAAGUGCAGAGCUUUUAGAAAUUGUUAUUAAUAAUACAAUAAAUGAAAAGAGUAAGACCUAAAUUUUGAUCUAAUAUUUCAAUACCAUCUUAAACAAGUUUGAUUAAGUUAUAAAAAGUAAAGAUCAAGUAUUACAAUUACAACUGUUAAAUCUGGUUAAAGUUUUCUUGCUCCAUACAUAUGAGUUAUAAAAAGAUUUGUCAUCUGAAAAUAAAGUAAAACUGAUUGAUAUCUAUGAUUAACAACUCUUUUUUGAUAAUCUGGUAAAUGGAUUAAAAUUAGCUAAAGUUUACUAUCUCAAAUAAAGAUAUUUAAAUACUAUUGUUGUUGGUAUUUAUUCUAUCAGUUAUUUAUUGCCUCCGAAGAUAAUAAAUGAAAAAAUUAUAUUGAUACUUACAUCUUUGUUAGCAUUACUAAAAUUAUGCGAAUAUAAUAAUAGCCAAAUAGUCAAAUCAUUUAGACGUGUUUCAAAUGUGAAGAUAUUAAAGAAUCAGAAAUAAGAAUAAUAUAAUAAUAAUUUCUAAUAAGUUAAUAUAUAAUAAUUAAAUAAUGAGCAACCUUCAAUCAAAACUACAUUGUCCGGAGAUGAUUUUGAAGAAGUAAUGUCAUUAUCUAAUUCUAUAAGAGCAAUAAUUUGUUAUUUUUUCUAAUUCAAAUAUGAUUCUAAAGAAAUUGAUUAGAGACCAAAUGCAGCAGGUGUUUUAGUAGAUUUAUUUACACUAAAUCUUUUUUUCAAAAAAGCUGAUAAAACAUUAAAAUUAAAAAAAUAACAAGAGUAAUUAUAAUUUGAAAACUUCCCUGAUACUUGCUAGAUGCUCUUGAAAUAUUUUCCAUAAAUUAUAUAAUCCUAUUUGGAAUGUUGGAGAUGCUCAUUAAAAUGGGAUCAUCUUUUUACCAAAGGUUGUUUCAUUUAUGAAUAUGAUAAAUUCGAUUAAUUUAAUAAAUAACUCAAAGAUUAACUAUUUAAGCAAGAAGAAGAUUAUUCAGACGAAGACUAAAUUUAGUAAUCAAUUUUAUAAUUAUUGAAACCUUGUUCCACUCAUUUUACGACUACAUUAAUUUAAUCCUUUUUAUUAAUUUGGUAAAAUGAAUACUCAGUCAAUUUCUAUGCUGAUCCUAAGAUUAAUUUAAAUAUGUGUAAGCUAAUUGAAAUCGCAAUAACUCUACAAAUAUCCCCAGAUGAUUUUAUUGCUGCUUUCAUUAAUACACAAUAGGUUCAGGGAAUAAUUUAGUAUUACUAAAAAAAUAAAUAUAAAAAGGGACCAUAUCAAUUCAAUUAUGAUCAAGCAACUUUUGAGAAUGGAAUUUUAUUCUUUUUAUAUACUUAUUUUUCAUCAGUUUUAUUUUAAAAUCUCAAAAACAGAGAAUUGAUUAGAUUGUGGAAUGGUUUUCUAUAAUUUUCAAAAUCCCUCUUAUAAUCUAGACACAUUAAUACAAUAUGUUUUUUAUUGGAGAUCAUUCAUCUAAUGUCAUGGAAAUUCUCUCCAAAAGAUGUCUUGGAAGAAUUCAGAAAGGAGUUGCAUACACAAUUAAGAUAGAUUUUGGUAAUUUUGGCUGAAAUAGCCUCUAUGCAAUAUCAAUAUGUGACAUUUACAUCUUCUUCCCUUGAGAACUUUAGUUAAUCUUAAUUUGAUCAAAACUUAUAACUUAUUGUUCCUUUCACUCCGACUAUAUUUGAACUCUAUACUGAGUAUUAUCAAUUAAGAUAAAAAGAUGUUGAGAAAACAGAGGAAGGGUGGAAUGAAUGUUUUAUAUAAAGAAAUUUAUUUGAUCCAUAUCAAUAGAAAGGUUUGAAAUUAGAACAACAAGAUUUCUCUAAAAAAUGUUCAAUUAUUGCCUUAAAAACAUUAAAAAGAUUAUCAUAGGUGACUUUAAUAAACACUUAUGAAGUAUCAAGAGGUGAAAGAAUAGUUGAAAAUACUAAAGAAUUUAUGGCAUUAAUAUUCCCGUUAUUUGAAGAUAGAGAAAAUUAGAUUAUAGUGGAAUCAGCCUCAGAAUUACUGCAUUCUAUACUCAAACUUUCAAAAGACUAACUAUCCUAAAUAUUCUUAAAUGAUAUUUUAAAUAUUUUCAAUAAAUAAGAGUUUUUCAAGUGCACAGGAAGAUGCCUAAAAUUCUGGACUGAAAUCAUUGACAUAAUAUCAGACAAAACAGAUUUGUUAACAGAUCAAUUAGGAAAUAAUUCAAAGAUCCUUUAAGGAUUUACUGGGUUGUUUUAGAGCAAAUCAGCAGAGAUACUAAAGAAAACAAAAGGAUUCGAAAGAGUUUGCUUUAUAAUCUAUUCAGGAGGUGUAGAUAAAUACUAAUCCAAAUUGUCUAGUUUGUUAGAUGCAAUUUUAACAGUUAUUAAGGAUAUUAAUCAACAGCAUGAAGCAAUAACAAUAUUAAUUAUUUUUUGCAUUAGAAUCUUAGUUUUAAGAUUAAGUUAAUCUUCAUUAACUUAAGUCUUUCGCAAAAUAUGGCCUUAUUUAAUUAGUAUGUUAAUCUAAAUUUUUGAUAGAAAGGGAAAGUAAGCUAAUCCAUAUUUGUUGAUCUCAGGUUUAAAGCUUAUUGAACUUUUCUCAUUGUUUCAACUUGAAGAAUUCUAUUUUUAUGAAUGGAUAUUUGUAUUUGAUUAUUUCGGUAUAACAAUCAACUUUUAGUAAGUGGAAUAGUAAUAAUAAUAAUAAAAAGUAAAAAUUACAACUCCAUAUAAAUUUAUACCUUACAUGGCUUAUCAAUUUCCAAUCACAGCCAAUUACAAUGUUGAUUAUGAAAAUACAUUAUAUCCAGAUUAAUAUCAACAGAACUUAUUAAAGAAAAAGCGUUUAGUAAAGAUUAAAGAUGUCUAAGAAGUACAAGAGUUUGAAUCUAAAUUAAGAUAACAAGCAUUGUAUUUAUGCUAACAUUUAAUUGAUAUAAAUCAAUAAAGAGUGGAAGUCAGUCCAUAAUCCCUGGAGGAAAUUAUCGAAGCUGAAUUCAUAAGCUUAGAUGAUUACAUAGGCAGAAUUUAAUGA
Molecule: messenger RNA, 5625 nt
Organism: Paramecium tetraurelia
Lineage: Eukaryota; Ciliophora; Oligohymenophorea; Peniculida; Parameciidae
Exons: 5
Biological process (GO): Golgi to endosome transport
Cellular component (GO): endosome; trans-Golgi network
Source: RefSeq, a predicted model, not a curated record